Molecule: messenger RNA, 2976 nt
Organism: Oncorhynchus kisutch (coho salmon)
Lineage: Eukaryota; Metazoa; Chordata; Actinopteri; Salmoniformes; Salmonidae
Product: E3 ubiquitin-protein ligase RNF26-like
Exons: 2
Coding region: 216-1079 (287 amino acids)
Biological process (GO): protein ubiquitination; ubiquitin-dependent protein catabolic process
Molecular function (GO): ubiquitin protein ligase activity
Source: RefSeq, a predicted model, not a curated record
UCGUUAGAGGAGAAGAUCAUGUGACCAAACCGAAACCAUUAUGGCGGCCACCGUACAGGGAUCUCUUCCACCGUGGGCUGCUGUGUGGCCUCGGCUUGCUGCAGCAGGUGUGGGAGGGCUGUGGCAUUGCAGUCAGCCUGGUGCUCUACCUGGUCAACACGGUGGUCAACCUGCUGCUCAUCGGGACACAGAACGUAUACUCUGUUGUAGUCAGCAUGUGGGAAGCGGUCUCCUACCCACUGCAGAAGGCUAUGGAGCUCACCCUCACACUCUUCACCUUCCUCUACAGCAGCCUGGUCGGCACCUCAAUCGUACUCUGGACUCCCGUCAGGCUAGCCCUGGAGUUCCUAGGCUUGCUCGGACACAUUUUCGUCAGCGUCUUCCUCCUGAACAUUUAUGGCCUCAUUCUCACGGCUGCCAUUGUUGUCACUGCCACAAUCUACAUGAACCCUGAGUUGACCCGUCUUGGAGCCCGCCACGCCGUCGGUUACUUCAACUCUUUCCCCACCCUGCAGGUCCUACAGAGGGUGCUCCAUCGCCUUUGCAUGCUGGGGAGGGGCGUGUGGCAGAGGCUUCAGCGGCAGGCCAGCCUCCUAUACCAAACGAUAACACCAGUCUACAGGAACAUCAGAGUGAGGGGUGAGGGCCACACCAGGCAACCUGAACCUAGUGACAGAGAACAGAGGGCUCUACCGGACGGUAGGGCAGGAGACACUGCACCACGCGCUGAACGCGCUGCUCGGCCUCGCCAGCUAAUGGAUGACCUGUGGGACCUAGCAUUCCCCAGCUCUAGCGGCACAUACAGACCUAUACAGAAACAUAAGCUCUCCUCAGAGGAGGGGGGCACCAGCUCCAAGGGUCCCCCAAAGGACAGCCUACUGACUCUGCUCCAGGAGCAGGAAGAGAGGAAGAAGUGCAUAAUCUGCCAGGACAGUACUAAGACAGUGGUGCUGCUGCCUUGCCGCCACCUGUGUUUGUGUCGGGACUGUACCAACAUAUUGCUGCGCCAGCCCAUCUACCAGCAGAACUGUCCGCUCUGCCGCCAUAUGAUCCUUAAUACCAUGGAUGUGUAUCUGUGAGGGACCGAACGAGGGAGGGGCGUGUGGCCCAGAGCGCUGCAUUGUUAACGUGUUGAAUCUCAGGUUUCGAACGUGCAGAGACUUUAGGCUACAUCUACACUAGCAGUACAUUGCAGCUCAGGCAUACUGCUAUCCAAGUCCAGUCCACUGUGCUUGAAUUGCUUGUCGCCCAUGGCUGAUGUCUUAAAUGAUGCCUGUGUUUUGUUCAGACAACCAUGGCAAUGCUUGCCUACAUUUAUUUUUAUACUUGCUUGUUCAUAUUACUGAACACUUCAUGGUCAUUCCAAACUGUAUGUGGUGUGUGAACUUAAAGGAAUGUUUGCUGUGUAGCAGUUCAUUUCCUUUAUUCAGCAUAGGUUCAGUUUGAACGCAUUCAAUGGAAGUUUAAAGCGCAGGCGUCAGUACAGUACGAAAUGUUAUCGUAAGAACAUAUUUUGUAGCCUAUGCUUAGAUUUAAAUGGUGACAACCUCUCAUAUGCAAUUUGUCAAUAGCCAAUAUUGUUCCAAGCAGUUAUUCAGGGACCUGUAAAAAGUGUGAAAUUAUUUUCUAUUGUGGGAUCGGGGGUUAAUUUCAUAAGCUAUGGUUGUCUAAAAAAAUAUCAGUGUCAAGAGAAAUUAUUUACCAGAUCUAUGUCUUGUUAUAUUACACAGGUUUGUUUUGUUCUAAUGAUUAUGCCAUAAUUUGGAUCACUGUAGUGUAGCCAGUUCUUUCCACUAUGCUGACAUAUGAAUGCUACCUAAUUUAUGCUCCACACAAGGUAUAUUUUCCUUUUAUAGUUAUUGUAAUGUUUUUGUCUUGUGAUCAAACAUUGACAUGCUGUUAAAAAUGACCACCUAGUCAGUAAUGGCUUCAUAAUUCCUUGUUUCAAUUUUUUUUCUCUUUGCUCAAAAUAAGUAUUGAGCAAAGCUCUGUGAAAUGCCAUGUUACACAAACUGCAAAUGGUUAUUGAAUUAGGCCCGUUUAAGUGACAAUAAAAGGCAUAUUUGAUAUGCCUUUUUUUUGGACCAAGGUUUCAUAAAUACAUCUUGGAUAGGCUCUGCCCGUAAGAUUUUUUUGGGGUCAAACAUGACGGAGUGACUUUAAUAUUGUGACAGACAACCUCGAACGUGAACCACACUGAUGUCCUUCUGUGGUUGUUUUAGUCUCAUUGACAUUGUGUAGCCUACAAUCAUUUCCUAAUGUCUUUAUUCCAAUUAGAAUUCUUAACAUUUCUGUUAUUUCAACAGGUUCUGUAAUCACUCAUUCAAUAAUUUUGCCCUUUAUCCCUUUUAUCUAGUACCAAACCAACUAUUUUCAAGCAGCCUACCAUUUUCUUAACAGACCCAUUUUCUUUAUUUUUAUAGUAAUUAUGAAACCAACAAUUGUCUAUGAUGUGACAUCUUGAUAAAAAUCUGGAGAGAAAAAAGUUGGGCCCAUGAAUUGUCUAUGACGUGACAUUGUAUUGAAACUAAUCUAUGAAAAUAGAUGGGCAUAUAUUUUAGUCCAGAGUAAAUCCUAGGUUAUAUUCUGAGUUGACCUCUUUUCCUGUCAGGUUUCCCCAAAGGCCUUUAUUCAUUGCGUGACAUUCCUUUCUACAGAUACAGUGGACUCUUAUCACAGACCACACAUGUGGCCAUUCACACAGCUUAUUUUAUCUAGGAAGACUGACCUGUGUAUCCGGGGGACAUGAAAGGUAGCUGGUUCGAAUCCCGAGCUGACUAGGUGAAAAAUCUGUCUGUGCCUUUUAGCAAGGCACUUAACCCUUAUUGUUCCUGUAAGUCUCUGAAUAAGAGUCCGCUAAAUGACUUAAUUGUAAGCAUGUAUUUUGUUUUAUAAAGGUUUAUGAAUGUGGCCAGACUCACUAAUGCGAAUGACAAAUGUCUGUGAGACAAUAAACAAACAUAUCUUGGUACUGUU